Messenger RNA from Dendronephthya gigantea, 644 nucleotides. RefSeq lists its product as uncharacterized. Lineage: Eukaryota; Metazoa; Cnidaria; Anthozoa; Malacalcyonacea; Nephtheidae. The record is from RefSeq and is a predicted model, not a curated record. The transcript is spliced from 2 exons. The coding region runs from base 1 to 501 and encodes 166 amino acids.
AUGACGUCAUUUGGUGGUGGAUGGACAAUGUGUUAUACAACAGACAGUCAUGUCAAUAUAAAGACUGAACUCACCACAACACCAAAACUGGGAUAUCGAGCAGACUGUAACAACAUUCCGUUCACUGAGGUGAUGUUUGUUGAUGAAGAAUCUAAACAAAAGGCAGCUUUUACCAAAGAUGAUGGUUCACCUAUCACAUUUGCUGGUAAUUACAAUAAGCCAAAUGCAGAAUCAUAUGGUUUAUGGACAGCAAAUGAAGAUGGUGUGGCCACGACGGAUUACAAAUAUCAGAUGCUUAUUUGUGACACAUCCUUCUUUAAGGGCCUCCAUUUCUCAGGAUAUACGAAUAACGUCUACAAAAGUUGCGAUAAAUGGCGUAAAGACAUGUCGUCUGUAUAUUUUCGUACAUCUACUUUGACCAAAGGCUACUACGGUGUCGCUUUCAAUGAAAAUGGCCAUGCCUUGGUGUCAAAUCGUUUGAUGAGCGUAGGAAUUCGUUAAUGAGUUGACUAAUUUACAGUUCUUUUAUUCUCAUUAAAUUCAACAGACUAGCCCCUAGUCGGAGUGCCUUGCAUUCUUUUGAUGUCACCGGUUUGAACGCGCAGGAUAGGACUAGCACAAAAUGUUUUUAAUUCUUAAUUCAA